Messenger RNA from Nothobranchius furzeri (turquoise killifish), 3917 nucleotides. It is a transcript of the gene adss2, whose product is annotated as adenylosuccinate synthase 2. The record is from RefSeq and is a predicted model, not a curated record. NCBI's taxonomy places the organism in Eukaryota, Metazoa, Chordata, Actinopteri, Cyprinodontiformes, Nothobranchiidae. Gene Ontology annotation, cellular component: cytoplasm. Gene Ontology annotation, biological process: 'de novo' AMP biosynthetic process; IMP metabolic process. Gene Ontology annotation, molecular function: adenylosuccinate synthase activity; GTP binding.
UUCUUUCGCCUUCGUUAACAUUUAAUUGGAUUUAUUCGAAUUGAUAAUAAAGCUUCGGCCCUAAAUUAUUUCCGUUCAGUAGCAAAUUUUAUUUUAUUUUUUUCCCACAUUUGAGUAUUUUUAAACUUAGAGUUCAAACGCUCACGUGCGUCAAGUGUCACUGCGGUGUGAUCCUCUUCAGUUCACUAACUAUCUCAUCUUUGAAGCAGCGGGCAGCGCAGCACGGUGAAGUCAGUCCGGGAACGGGAGCCAGCAGAAAUGUCUCACAGUGGGAGUCAGGAAGCCACCGGGGCCUCGAGUGGCAGCGACAGCCCGACCAAACGGGCACCCAGGCCGCCCGUUGGAAACAAAGUGACCGUGGUGCUCGGAGCUCAAUGGGGCGACGAGGGGAAAGGGAAAGUUGUGGACCUGCUAGCACAAGACGCGGACAUGGUGUGCAGAUGUCAGGGCGGCAACAAUGCAGGACACACCGUGGUGGUCGACUCAGUUGAGUAUGACUUUCACCUCCUGCCAAGCGGCAUCACCAACCCCAAAGUCACCGCCUUCAUUGGCAACGGUGUUGUCAUCCAUCUUCCAGGCCUGUUUGAAGAGGCAGAAAAAAACCUACGCAAAGGGAAAGGUCUAACUGACUGGGAGAAGAGGCUGAUCAUCUCAGAUAGAGCACAUAUUGUGUUUGACUUCCACCAAGCCGUCGAUGGCAUUCAGGAACAGCAGAGGCAAGAGCAAGCAGGCAAGAACCUCGGGACUACAAAGAAGGGGAUUGGUCCGGUGUACUCUGCCAAGGCAGCUCGUAGCGGUCUCAGAAUAUGUGACUUACUGGCAGACUUCCAUCAGUUCUCAGAAAGGUAUAAAGUUCUGGCUCAGCAGUACAAGUCGAUGUACCCAUCCCUGGAGAUCGACAUAGAGGGAGAGCUAGUUAAGUUAAAGGACUACGUGGAGCAGCUUAAGCCCAUGGUGAGGGACGGUGUGCACUACAUGUACGAGGCUCUUCAUGGCCCUCCGAAGAAAAUCCUGGUGGAAGGAGCCAACGCAGCUCUACUGGACAUAGACUUUGGGACGUAUCCGUUCGUGACGUCGUCCAACUGCACGGUGGGCGGGGUGUGCACUGGCCUCGGCAUGCCGCCUCAGAACGUUGGAGAGGUUUACGGCGUGGUUAAAGCGUACACCACCAGAGUGGGCAUCGGUGCUUUCCCCUCAGAGCAGUGCAACGACAUCGGAGAGCUGCUUCAGUCUCGGGGGAAGGAGGUUGGCGUGACAACGGGCAGAAAACGACGAUGUGGUUGGCUGGAUCUGGUGCUCCUCAAAUAUGCACACAUGAUUAAUGGCUUCACUGCUUUAGCUCUUACAAAACUUGACAUACUUGACGUAUUGCCAGAGAUCAAAGUGGGCGUAGCUUACAAAGUUGAUAACGAAACUAUACCUCACUUUCCAGCCAAUCAGGAAGUGUUGCACCGUGUUGAGGUCCAGUAUGAGACGCUGCCUGGCUGGAACAGCGACACCUCGACCGCUAGAAGCUUCGAGGAUUUGCCCGAGAGCGCUCAAAAAUAUGUACGCUUCAUCGAGGAUCAUGUGGGAGUGCCUGUCAAAUGGAUCGGCGUGGGGAAGUCGCGAGAGUCCAUGAUCCAGCUCUUCUAAAGAGAGGAAGAGGACUAAGCGAAGACUACACACAGCAGCGUAUCAGCUGCACCCUUCACCUGAAGUCCCUCGCUCACAGAGCCGAGCUGCUCUGACAGAGACACGGCAGUUUCUGUUCUUAAUGUCUCAUCUCUGUCCCACUGAACUGUCUCUUGUUAGAGACUGAUACACAAGACUUCCAUCAGACUGACCACUGUGUGUGAAAAGUUUCCAACGUCUCCAUCAGAUUUUAUGAAUAGUUUUAACUGGAGGGUAACAGCAUCCAUUUUGGUAUUUAAUCGUAGCGUUAAUUUCAGUCAGCUGCUUCAGAUUUGAGAGGAAAUGAGGAAAGACGAAGACGCAGGAUGCUCUCUGAAGGAAACCUUCAGCUGGUCAAACUGACUUCACGUGUACUUUUGUUGAUUUUUGCUGAUUGAAAUGCUCUGUGCCAGUUUGGGUUAAAUCACUUGUAAUGUCGGCACCUUAGAUCCUUUGGACUCUUACCUGCUUUACGGUUUGUUUUCUGUCAGGAGUUCUGACAUCAGAAAGGGAUCCUUUUCGUUUUCAAAUUCUCCAUCUUGUGUUUUUGUACAUGUUUGCACAUGUAUUGCCUGUCAUUCAACCAGAAGAACACUUCGUAGUAAGCUUUCACUAAAUGCCUCAAUCACCACACAUUUAGCCAUACGUUCACCUCAUGUGAUUGUUUCUUAUUAUCUUUGUUUUCUUUGCACUUUUGGUACAAAGCUCUGAUAAUGUUGGAGGACGGUAAAUGAACUGAUAAAUAUGAUUUAAGAUAUUUUGUUGUGAUUGCCUUUGUUAAGUGACACAUUUGUAAGAGCAUAAUUGUAGCUUUUUACACUAGUUUCAUUCAGUGUUGUGCUUUCUAAUCAUUUAAUGGUAAUUUACCUAUUGGAAGUUGGAACUCUGCAAUGUGUUUUUUCAAUGCUUGCGAUGUUCAAGGACCAUUCAUUCGUCUUUUUUCUGCUGCUUAUCCAGGGUAAGGUUGUAGGAGAGUUUUGUAGGAGUUUCUCAGUCAUCUGUCCCAAGUUCUUAGAAUAUAAAAAGUUUAAUUAAAGCUCACUAAUGAAACACCCCGUCCCCCAAUCCUCCCUCCAGAGGAUUAUUGGGACCCUCAGCAUCCCGGUGUACUUAAAACAACACACUCGGACUAAAACGAGGUCCUGACAAGGACAGAACCCUCAUGCAAGGGAUGUCAGAAAACAUUGAUACACUGAAGUAUCACGAUAUUUAGUGUUAUGAUACCAGAAAGAGCAGAGCAGAGUAUUGAUUUUUUUUGGGGGGGGGGGGGGUUACAUGCAGACAUGUACUGUAUUUUGUGUAUUUAUUUAUUUUUGACUGACUGCUAGGUGACAGAAGUUUUUAUCACUUUCACUCUGACGGAACAAGAUGUGGCCUGGGGUAGCACAUGCCACCAUUGAAUUCUGAUUGGCCACCCCACUUGAGUCCCAUUUAAAUUUACUUUACGUUUGACAAAAGGCUUGGUGUUACAAAACCCAAGACAGCUGUUGGCAGCAUGUACCUUUAACAUUUGUUUCCAGCCUCAGGCCUACAGAACAUUCUGUAUUAUUUUUAUUCCUUUUUAUUCUUUUCAUAUUGACAUAAAAAGUUUUUAGAAUCUCAGUCCCACUCCACUCCAAUGGGUGGCGGUAAUGCACCAACAAGAGGCUCUCUAACCAACACAAAACAGCUCGAAGAAGAAUGAGGAGGAGGAAAAGAAAGAUUUUAUUAGAAACUACCGGUGCCCCCCAUGCCACACCUGGGCCUCCCUAUUUUAAAAGGCCUGGACACGCCACUGGAUUCAGUCUUAAAAAUUGCAAAUAUCCUCUGAAAUUUUUGGACUGUAAUAUGUCAUUUUUUUUCUCCCCUAUUAUGUGAUGUAUAUCAUACGGCUUUCUGGAGGAAGGAUUGAUUUUCUACCUGGGAGUCCAUACAACACACACACACACACACACACACACACACACACACACACACACACACACACACACACGCACGCACACACACAAACAGGUUAAAGAGGUAAAUCCAGACAUUCCUCUCCCCAUCCAACAAGUUCUGAGUGUGUCCCUAGUGUCUCAUACCUGUGAAGGUUGUUUAAAAUAAAAUAAGUAAGCAGAAAGCAUAUAUAUAUAUAUAUAUAUAUAUAUAUAUAUGUGUGUGUGUGUGUGUGUGUGUAUAUAUGUAUAUACAUACAUACAUAUUGUAUAAGCAAGAAACCCACCAAUAAGCAACAAUAUUAGUGUUUCCACAGUAAGAUAAACCUCAUUAAAGAUUUUUCCUCA